Penicillium lagena is the source of this 201-nucleotide messenger RNA. RefSeq lists its product as uncharacterized. Bases 1 to 201 code for a protein of 66 amino acids. The record is from RefSeq and is a predicted model, not a curated record. Lineage: Eukaryota; Fungi; Ascomycota; Eurotiomycetes; Eurotiales; Aspergillaceae. The transcript has a single exon.
AUGGCCAUCCUCCUCUGCUCCUACUGCAUCAGUUCCAUCCGAAGUGCCCGGCGCGAGGCCCAGACGCAGAAUUUGUCAGUGUUGCCCUCUCAGUCACAACAGGCGCCUUCGGGCCGGUCCGGGAAAGAGCAGUCGUGGGUUCAGCGGGCUCUGGAGGAGAGUCGGGCAGGGAAGGGGGACGAGGGGAAGGGGCCGAAGUAA